Molecule: messenger RNA, 1321 nt
Organism: Callorhinchus milii (elephant shark)
Lineage: Eukaryota; Metazoa; Chordata; Chondrichthyes; Chimaeriformes; Callorhinchidae
Product: mitochondrial import inner membrane translocase subunit Tim21
Exons: 6
Coding region: 179-922 (247 amino acids)
Biological process (GO): protein import into mitochondrial matrix
Cellular component (GO): TIM23 mitochondrial import inner membrane translocase complex
Source: RefSeq, a predicted model, not a curated record
AGCGAAGAGUGGCUGCGACCCCCCACAGCCACAGAGCUGUGAAUGCAACAUGUUGCAGCUAAAGACGGAAUUUGCUUAAAGCAAAAAAAAAGAGAGGCCUCCCCCACGGCCAGCGGGUUCCUUGGCGUCUCCUCCUUUUUUUUUGGGUGGGGGGGGGAUUGCAAACAGCCCAGAAAACAUGUUGAAGGUGGUGUAUAUGUGGCGAGCGGUGCAGGCCGGCAGGGCGGCUCGGUGCAAGGUGGGGCUGCGAGGCUGCCCCGUGGCUGCGGUGCGCUGCUCUGCCCUCUCCGGGCCCGGGCCCGGGGCUUCCCCGCUGCCGAGCCCCGGCUCGUUGCGCUGCGAGGGGCGGACCAGCCCGGGCCCGGGUCCCACUCGGGGCAUUUUCGCGGCGGCCAACCUGCAAGGCGGCGGCGGCGGCAAUCCGCAGAGGGACCGAAGGCACGAAGUGGCGCUGAAACGGGACACCCCGACCCCGUCGACGGCUCAGAAAGUGAAAGAAGCUGGAAGAGACCUCACCUAUCUCGCCGUAGUGGUAGUUGGGAUUGCCGUAACUGGUGGAUUGUUCUAUGUGAUAUUUAAAGAACUGUUCUCCUCCUCAAGUCCCAACAAAAUAUACGGAGCUGCUUUGGAAAAGUGUAGAGCCCAUCCAGAGAUAAUUGGAGCGUUGGGCGGACCUAUAAAAGGUUAUGGAGAGACAACUCGACGGGGUAGACGACGGCAUGUCAGCCACAGGGAAUACAUAAAGAAUGGCACUAAACAUAUUCAACUCGUGUUUUACAUUGAAGGCAUCGAGCCUAUAAAAGGAACAGUGCACUUAGAUGCCAAAGAGAACCCAGAAAGUGGAAGAUAUGACUUUUGUUAUAUAUUUGUGGAUUUUGACACCUAUCCAAAAAGGACCAUUAUAGUUGAAGACAACCGGUAAAGGAACUGAAAAAACUCUUCCAUUCAGCACAAGAAACCAGAUGUUGUCUUGCAUUAGCAGACUGAAUUAAUUACUCAGAAUCAAAGAGCAGUUUGAAUAAGUAAUCAGUCACUGCAGAUGCAUUCAUGCCAAUAUAAGGAACCACACUCAGGUUCUAAAGUCAAACAUUCAUAAAUGAGAAACACUUUUAUUCAGAAGAGGAAUUGAAAAUAUUGACCGUGCAACGGUGUUCAUUAAUAUGUUGUUUCUAAACACUGUGGAAUCAGAGAUGGUAACUUAUUGGAAACAGUUUUAUAGCCAGUGCCGAGGUAACAAUUCUGUAGGAUACAGGAUCCCCUGCAAAAAAAGAAUUCAAAUGUGCAAUGCAAAAGAACUAUUAAUAAAAAUGUUUCUGGUAAA